This is a messenger RNA of Ostertagia ostertagi, 330 nucleotides long. NCBI's taxonomy places the organism in Eukaryota, Metazoa, Nematoda, Chromadorea, Rhabditida, Trichostrongylidae. The record is from the annotation of a GenBank genome assembly.
AUGAUCGAAAGAUUUCAAAUUUCUUAUGCAGGACUUGGAGGAUUCCGUUCCGCCUUCAACAUGAACGUUCUGCCACCGUUCCUGGCCGCACUGCAACAAAAUCCGUUGGCCUUACAGCAACAAUUGCUUGGAUUGACCGGUGGAUUGAGCGGUGUUUCACCGGGACCUGACGAAGAGGACGAGAUUGAGAACAGCACCACUACUGAACCGGAAGAUUUGACGAUGAGUUUUCGCAAAGAUGCAAAAUUGGAGGAUCAUCAUGGGGAAGGCGGCACGUCACUGGGCGGUCCGUCAUGGUCCUACGAGGAACAGUUCAAACAGGUACGGUAA